AUGGGGAAAAAAUCAAAGAUUGGAAAGCAGAGGAAAGAUAAAUACUAUCAACUAGCCAAAGAAACAGGUUAUAGGUCACGUGCGGCUUUCAAGUUAAUUCAGUUAAAUCGGAAAUUUGAGUUUCUUCAAAAGUCCAGAGUAUGCAUCGAUUUAUGUGCUGCACCUGGCGGCUGGAUGCAAGUUGCCAGGCAAAAUAUGCCAAUAUCAUCGAUAGUUAUCGGUGUAGAUUUAUUUCCGAUAAAGCCUAUCCCGGGAUGUCUCAGUCUUGUAGAGGAUAUUACAACGGAUAAAUGUAGAGUUGCUAUCUCACGUGAAUUGAAAACAUGGAAGGCUGACGUUGUUUUAAACGAUGGUGCUCCCAAUGUGGGAAAAAGUUGGCUUCAUGAUGCAUAUCAACAAGCUGUUUUGACAUUAUCAGCCCUUAAAUUAGCUACUCAAUUUUUAAAAGCUGGUGGUUGGUUUGUAACAAAAGUAUUUCGAUCUAAAGAUUAUAACCCAUUGGUCUGGGUGCUAAAACAAUUGUUUAAGAAGGUACAUGCUACUAAACCUCAAGCCUCGCGUAGUGAAUCUGCAGAAAUUUUUGUAGUUUGUCAAUAUUAUAUUGCUCCUGAUAAGUUGGAUCCUAAGUUCUUUGACCCAAAGCAUGUCUUUUCUGACUUACAAUUAGAAACUGGGAACAAAUUAAAUGUUUUUCAUCCAGAAAAACAAAAGAAAGCUAAAGCAGAAGGAUAUCCUGAGAAUGAUUACACGUUAUAUCAUAAAUUAUCUGCAAAAGAGUUUAUUGCCUGUGAAGAUGCACUAGAAGCAUUGCAGAAUGCUUCAGAAAUAGUGAUAGACGACGAAGUUAUCGACAAGCACGAGAAAACAACUAAAGAAAUUAGGGAAUGUUGCAAGGAUAUUAAAGUACUUGGGCGAAAAGAUUUGAAGCUUCUACUUGGUUGGUGGAAGGCGUUAAAAGAGUCGCAAACUGAAACGAAAGAAGUGGAGAAUACAGUUAAGGAUGAAGCACCUGCAACCAUUAGCCUCGAGGAACAGGAGGAUUUGGAAGACGAGGAAAUUCAAAAACAGAUCGCCGAGCUUCGGGAAGCAGAAGCUAAAGAGUUAAAACGCAAAAAGAAGAAAGCUAAUAAAGAAAGGCAGAAGCUGAACGAACGACUCAAUUUGAAAAUGAUUCACAAGAGCGACGAGGGACCUAAAUUAGAAGGAGACGAUUUGUUUAAAUUAGAUCAGAUUCAGACCUAUCAGCAAUUAGAGCAAGUUACAAAUCAAACGCCUGACGUCUUAGCGGAGAGCGAUGUGGAGUCGGACGAGGAAGUGAAACCGAAUACGAUUCAAUAUGAAAAAGAUACAGGUCACUUGGAUAGUAAGGGUUUAUACUAUAAAUCGGAGGAUAGCGAGGAAAGUGAUACUGAUGCAUCGGAUGACGAUACAAAUAGCGAAGAAUCUGGACUAGGUUUGGACGAUUCGGACGACGAAAGUACAAGUAAACCACAAAAGAAACGACAAUUUAAAGAUCCUGAAAGCACGCCGUUGUUAACUGAUCUAGAUUUCCGGGAUAAAGAAACUAAAAGAGCUCAUAAAGCAGCACUCUGGUUUGAGAAAGAUGUAUUUAAAAACUUAGAGAAUGAAGACGACGCAGAUUAUGAAGUGGAUAAAAUGAUCGAGCAGUACAAGAAGAAAGGUGGAUGUGUCCUCGGAGAAGAGAAGAACAUGCAAGAGAAAAUAGAUGAGGAAAAGAAACGGAAACGCAAAAUUAGUGAAAGUGAUGACACAGAUUCGGAUUAUGAUGUGGAAGAAAUGAUGGCGCCUAAUAAAAAAAUGAAAAAGAUCGGUGGAAAAGAUGGUUUUGAAAUAGUGCCACGAGAAACAGAUAAAAAGCCGAAGAAAAAGAAAUUGACUCCCGAAGAUUUAGCGCUCGGAUCGUUACUAAUUCAAAGUAGAAAAUCUCGAAGAGACUUGCUUGACUCGGCUUGGAAUAGGUAUGCGUUCAACGACGAGAAAUUACCCGAUUGGUUUGUGAAGGACGAGGAAAAACAUAUGAAGAAGGACGUGCCUGUACCUAAAGAACUUGCCGAUGAAUAUAAAAAGAGGGUGGAGGACUUGAACGUGAGACCUAUUAAGAAAGUAAUGGAAGCUAAAGCAAGGAAAAAGAAACGCGCAAUGCGCAAACUUGAUAAGGCCAAGAAGAAAGUAGAAGCAUUGAUGGAUAAUACGGACAUCAGUAGUAAAGAGAAGGCCAGGCAAGUUAAAGCGUUGUACACGAAAGCACGUCAGGAGCCAAAAAAGGAAGUUAAGUAUAUCGUAGCGAAGAAACAUACCGCGCAAAAACGGUCCGUUCGGCCACCCGGGGUGAAAGGUCGAUAUAAAAUAGUCGACCCGAGGAUGAAGAAAGAUUUACGCGCGGCUAAAGCGAAGGAAAAAACUAAAGGACGUGGAAAGAAAAGUCGAGGCGAUAAUCGGGGCAAAAAAUCGAGGGCAAAGCCUAAAACUAUGAAGAGGAAAAGUAAGUAACCUUUAGCCUCACAUUACGAAACAUUUUUUAUUCGUAAAAACUAUACCACGCAUUUAUUUGUAUAAUUCAGUUGUGAGACAUGUAAA
Temnothorax curvispinosus is the source of this 2598-nucleotide messenger RNA. RefSeq names its product pre-rRNA processing protein FTSJ3. Gene Ontology annotation, biological process: maturation of 5.8S rRNA from tricistronic rRNA transcript (SSU-rRNA, 5.8S rRNA, LSU-rRNA); rRNA methylation; maturation of LSU-rRNA from tricistronic rRNA transcript (SSU-rRNA, 5.8S rRNA, LSU-rRNA). Gene Ontology annotation, cellular component: nucleus; preribosome, large subunit precursor; nucleolus. Gene Ontology annotation, molecular function: rRNA (uridine-2'-O-ribose)-methyltransferase activity; rRNA (guanine) methyltransferase activity. NCBI's taxonomy places the organism in Eukaryota, Metazoa, Arthropoda, Insecta, Hymenoptera, Formicidae. The coding region runs from base 1 to 2511 and encodes 836 amino acids. The transcript has 6 exons. The record is from RefSeq and is a predicted model, not a curated record.